Molecule: messenger RNA, 1245 nt
Organism: Dermacentor albipictus
Lineage: Eukaryota; Metazoa; Arthropoda; Arachnida; Ixodida; Ixodidae
Source: RefSeq, a predicted model, not a curated record
AUGGGGGAGCGGGGUGGCGCGGCGGCAGCGGGCCAGCGACCCGGCGGGGCGAACGCCCGUCGGGACGCGGCGCGCGCGGACACGGCGGUCAGCAUCGCGUUCAUCCAAUUCAAUUUCGAUCAUGCCAGACUGGCCUCGCAACACUUGGGCGACCGCAUGUCGGAGACGGGCGUCUCGCUGGCGGCCGUAUCCGACCCGUACAGGCCCGGAGGCAAGCUACCACGUAUGCCGCCGGAGUUCAACGUGUACGCCAUCGACCGGGAUCCGGCAGCAGUGGUGGUUACGCGAGGGCCGCCAUACGACGUCUCUCCCCUGUUACUCUCCAAACUGGUCGUCGCCGUGUACUGUGAGGCACGCGAUUUUCAGUUCGUGUUUUUCUCUGCGUACGCGCCGCCCCACCGACCGAUGGACGAAACCUUUCGCGGCAUCGAAGAGGCUAUCGCGAAGGCCCGCACGCCUAACAUCGUCGUCGCGGGAGACUUCAACGCGAAGCACCCGGCGUGGGGUCCCUGUGCGGGGGAUGAACGCGGCGCCCGCCUUAUCGAGUUUGCCGGGGCGAACCGCCUCGUCGUCCUUAACGAUCCCCAGUCGCCACCGACGUACGAGACGCGCUACGCGGCCAGCUGGUUCGAUGUCACGCUGGCGGCGCCGGCCCUCGUCGCGGCUGGGUUCGAUUGGACCGUUCGCGAGGACAUCACGUUCUCAGAACAUAAGAACGUUGCGGUUCGCAUCGGCGCUGUUCGCGACAACCGUCCUCGCCGUCUCACCCGCUAUGCGCUGGAGGAAUCGUUGACCGCCCUCGCAAGCGAGCCGUGGUUCGCGCGGGUUUCGGGGGCUAGCCUACAAUCACCGGGCGCCCUCGACGAGAUACUUGCGGGGUUCCAACGGCUCUUUGACCGGUAUUACCGUGCAAACCUCCGCCCUGUCAAGGGCCCGGGGAGGCCUUGGUGGACCCCGGCGCUGGCGCGGGAAAGACGCGCCGUGAACGCGUUGCGGCGCAGAUACCAGCGCUGCGCGGCGGACGAAUUGCGGGCGCAAUUCCGCGCGGCGUACAGCAAGGCCCUCGCAGUUUUUCGCUGCCACGUUCGCGCGGCCAAGACCCGCACCUCCGCGGGUGGUAUACUAGCUGUACGCGGCGCUCCAUCUUUUCCGCCGCGUAUCGGGGAGCGUUCGGCAGGGUGCGCCCGCGACAGUGUUUGCCGCCGCUCGAGCUGCCCGACGGUACCCGCACGACUACACACCUAG